Chrysemys picta bellii (western painted turtle) is the source of this 2554-nucleotide messenger RNA. RefSeq names its product cytidine deaminase (gene CDA). Gene Ontology annotation, molecular function: cytidine deaminase activity; zinc ion binding. Gene Ontology annotation, cellular component: cytosol. NCBI's taxonomy places the organism in Eukaryota, Metazoa, Chordata, Testudines, Emydidae. The record is from RefSeq and is a predicted model, not a curated record.
UCGGACCACAGAGGGUGGAAGCUGCUUUUGCUAACGCAGAGCCAAUCAGAGCCAGGCGGUCAGGGCAUAGCAGGCUUUAGCCAAUCGUGUGGGAAGCCUGGUGCUGUGAGGAUGAAUGCAGAGCCCUCCAAGCUGGAGCCUGUUGCUUCUUUGUUGCUGCAUUGUCAUGGGACGGCUCCUUCCCUGAAAGCUCCUUUUCAAGCAGAGAGUCCUACCAAAGGUACAUGCUCAUCUUCACCCCCAGCUUGCUCCCACAGAGGUACAGCAGCGGGGAGACAGGCUGUCCGGGGUGGAGAAGGACAGCUCCAUUGCAGAGAGAGGAGAGGCAGACAAGAGAGAGAGAGAGCGAUCAGGUGCACUGAAUUGCUCUGGACACCUCAUGGAGACAGCGCGCAGACCAGUGCAGAGAUACUGGUGAAAACUUAGAGCACGCCUCACAGGCUGCCCAUGAAUCCACCCUGUCCUACACAUUCUCAGAGGGGGAAUGCAGCCAGGUCUGGGAACGCUCACGCACACUUAGAGCUGAGCUAACCGUUAGACUCCUGAGCUAGAGGACUACGUAACACAGGAAAAUCUUGAGCCACUGACAGAGGAUGAGAGUGAACCGAAUUGCAACACAUACACUCACGAGGAAGACACACGCAAAUCCUCCACUCACUGGCACGUCCGCCACAUAUACACGUUGCAAAGAGGAGAAGUCCUGCAGAUACCUGUGAGUGUAACCAUGGCCCAGGUGCAGUACGACUGUUCCAGGGGGAAUCAUCAGAACAUCACCAAUUCAACAACCUCCCCCGUGGGACAUGAGCAAAUUCAACUCCUGUUGCACGUCUGCAAGGAAGCUAAGAAAUCUGCUUACUGUCCAUAUAGUCACUUCCCAGUGGGAGCAGCACUACUGACUUGUGAUGGGAAGAUCUUCUCUGGCUGCAAUGUAGAAAAUGCCUGCUACCCCCUGGGGGUGUGUGCUGAACGCACUGCCAUUCAGAAAGCCGUGUCAGAAGGGUACGUGAAUUUCAGAGCCAUGGCCAUUGCUAGCAACAGUGAAGAGGACUUCAUCGUGCCCUGUGGGGCCUGCAGACAAGUAAUGAGAGAGUUCAGUAGAGACUGGGACAUUUACAUGACGAAGCCAGAUGGGACCUAUAUAGUCAAGACUCUUCAAGAGCUCCUGCCCCUGUCAUUUGGACCAGAAGAUCUGAAGAAGUUCUGAAGAGUAUGUGGAGCAUGUGAUCUGCAACGACACUAAAGAACCUCCAGACAAUCUUAUGCUUUCUGUCUGCAGGACGAAGAUUUAUUUCAGAUACUUCCCAACUCUGUCUCCUAGGGAAUGUCAUUCAACUUCUGUAAGCCUCAGGGAACUCCAAUGCAAAUAAUUUUCAUUUAUACUAGGCCUGGGGAAGGGGUGGCAAGAACCAGAUCUGCCUCAUUGUGAAUUGGCCAAUCCCAAACGUUCACAAGUUCGGUUUAGCAGACAUGGCAGUAUGAUGUCAUGGUUAGAGCAGGUUGGGAAUUUGUCAACAAAACAUUUUGCAUGGGAAAACGCCAGUUCAUCGAAACAGUGUGAGCUAGUCACAUGACCACUCUGUGCCUCAGUUUCCUCACCUGAAUAAUGAUGCAUUAAUCUUUUUUUGCAAAGUGAUUUGAGAUGCUUGGGUGAGAAAUGCUUUUAUAGUGCUAAAUAUUAUUAUUGCUCACAUUAAUGCAGUUACUCCAGAUUUAUACUGGUUUAACUGAGACCGGUCUCUGGCCGGUCUCAUAUAAGAGUCUCAUAUAAGGUCAGAAUGUAAAUUCUAAUAUACUAGAGGGUCCACAUUAUUCUGAAACAUAUUACUCAAGCACAAUGGGCCAAGUGCACCUUUUCCCCCACAUCUUCCUACCUCAGGUUAUAUGCUGUACAUUUAUUUACUAGUGAUUAGAGAACAACCAAACUAAAGAUUCAUUGAGUUCUGGUUUGGAUCCAGAUCUCAUUUUAUGCAAACCUCUAAAGUUCCGAUGGAGGAGAAUUUAACACGGAGUUUUAAUUCUGGCCCAUCACUACUGUUGAUCAAAAUUGCACAGAUCAAUAAAUCAUACAAAUCCAGGAAUUCUGUAAUGUAAAAUAGUUAUUUGUAAAGAUAAGAAGAAAAACUAAAUAAGAGAGAAGAGAAACUUUAAUAAAUCCAAAGUAUACUAUCUUGUUCAUCUAUGAAUCAGGUUGUUAUUAUUAAGCAACAGCCUAUAGUAAACUGAGCAUUUUACAUUAUGCUGUUUAUUGUAACUUAAUUUUCAACCCUUUGUGAACAUCCUCUUCUUCGUUACCCUUAGUUUAUUUUUCUUGAUUUUAUUUUAUUUUUCUGUGUGUGAGAAUGGAUGGGAAAGGGAAUGUAGUGGUGAGAACCGGACAAUACCCUAGCAGUUCUGUCUUCAGAGGAAUAUGAUGUUAUGACUGUGCUACAUUAGGCACAAUGAAAUGAUCUGAAGUGAACAAAAAUGGGUUAAUUUUUUCUAAUCAUGAAGCACUGUUGGUUAGUUACAUGUUAUUGUAAAUGUCCAAACAGAAUAAAUGUGGUCACUAAUUCUA